Molecule: messenger RNA, 1119 nt
Organism: Mesocestoides corti
Lineage: Eukaryota; Metazoa; Platyhelminthes; Cestoda; Cyclophyllidea; Mesocestoididae
Source: the annotation of a GenBank genome assembly
AUGGGUACAACGCAGCUGCUCAUCACGCGAAUCCCAUUUUUUCGGGAUGUCGUUAUUUCCUCGUUUGAGUGUGGUUUUUGUGGCUUCGCAAACCGGUCAGUAGACCCAGCUGCACCAGUACAAGACAAAGGAAAAGCGUUCACUUUGGAUGUUCGGUGUGCCAGAGACUUAAACCGUCGUAUUAUUCAACCCAGCCAUUCGGAAAUACGUAUUCCCUCUCUUGAUUCAUCAUUUCCAAGCAGCGAGUCUGUUUUGACAACAGUCGAGGGCGUCAUCACCGGUAUCAUUGACAAGCUUCAGCUUCUUCAACCAGAGCGAAGGAAAACUGAUCCGAAGCAAGCUGAACUCAUCGAUGCAUUUAUUGAAAAGCUUCGUGACCUUCUAAAAGUAAAAACUCCCUUUGUUUUGGAAUUGAACGACCCAUCAGGAAACGGAUAUAUUGAAAACCUUCACGCACCACUUGACGAUCCCCAAAUUACAUGUGUGGAAUACACUCGGACUACUGCUCAAAAUAAACUGCUUGGUCUUGCAUCAGAUGACGCUCCUGAAGACAAGACGGUCGAUUCUGAGGAAGAAAACGUGAAAGAUUCCGUCUCGACAUUCCAAGGCUUAUGUCCCAAUUGUCGUCACGAUUGCCCCACAAACAUGAAGAUCGUUGACAUUCCGUACUUCCAAGAGGUAAUAAUAAUGGCCAUAACUUGUGACCUUUGUGGUUAUCGCAGCAAUGAAGUCAAGUCAUUUGCGGGUAUUCGCGAGAAGGGGAAGCGAUUCCGGCUGCUCAUCGCAGACAAGAGUGAUUUAUCUCGUGACAUCCUCAAGUCAGACACAGCUAGCGUCUCGAUACCCGAGCUGCAAAUUGACACUCUUCCAGGCACUCUGGGGGGUCGUUUUACGACGGUUGAGGGGCUUCUCGUCCUAAUGAAGGAUGAGGCAAGUCAGGUCCUCGCCUUGUCGCGGAAGGAUGUUCACCUAGUGUUGAACGAUCCCACCGGCAACAGCUACCUUCAAAGCCUAAGUGAAGGAGUACCUGAUCCACGCCUGGAGGUAGAAGAGUAUCAACGAAGUCGAGAACAGGAUGAAGAAUUGGGUCUCACCGACAUGAAAACCGAAAACUACUGA